AUGUCGUCUCAGCAGGCUCUCAAUGCCCUUGGCCACGCCGUAUCUGGCUCUGUAGGGACGGCCAUAUCAACAGCAUCACUGUACCCAUUGGACCUGGUUACGACUCGACUCAAGGCGCAACGAAAGACGGGAGGCUCUACAGGCGACUACGAUGGUGUCGUUUCAGCUUUCAAAGGCAUCCCCGCCAACGAAGGAGGGAUCAAGGCACUGUACAGUGGACUGGGAACGGAUGUGGCCAAGUCGGUCGUGGACAGUUUUCUAUUCUUUGGAUUCUACAACUAUCUACGCCCUCGACAUCGCAAACCCAAGAUUGUCGAAGAGCUUCUUGUGGGCGCCGUCGCUGGAGGGUGCGCUAGAGCUCUCACCACCCCCAUCUCGAAUGUUGUCACGCGGAAGCAGAUGUUGGGGAGUGAUCAGUCGCUUCUGGAGAUUCUCUCCGAGAUUAGAAAGGAAAGCGGAUUGCUAGGUCUCUGGUCUGGCUACUCGGCUACCCUGAUGCUCACUCUGAAUCCCAGCAUCACCUUCUUUGUCAAUCGACGGCUAGCAGCGCGGAUCUUGCCAGCCCUCGAAGAAGAGGACUUUCCAGUGGCAUGGAUCGCCUUUUUGAUUGCCGCCUCGAGCAAAGCUACUGCCACUGCCAUCACAUAUCCUUUCCAGACAGGCAAGACGCGCCUUCAAAUGGCGGGCAGCUCCUUGAGCACGGCGGACGCUGAUGUAGAGGCACGGCAGAGCGGAAAUUCGAAGCGACAGCAUGUACUGCGGAGGAUGCUUGAUCUUCUCAAUCAGUCCAUAUUUGGCGUCAUUAUUCGCAUCAUUACCAACGAGGGUAUGGAAGCACUCUACGCUGGACUUCAGGGAGAGCUCCUCAAGAGCUUCUUCAGUCACGGAUUGACGAUGCUCACCAAGGGCGUAAUUCAUCGGUUUGUUGUUCGUGUAUGGGUAAUGAUGCUGUUGCCCUAUUUGCGACAGCGAAGUCUGCGGAUGAGGUGA
Messenger RNA from Fusarium proliferatum ET1, 990 nucleotides. RefSeq lists its product as uncharacterized. Lineage: Eukaryota; Fungi; Ascomycota; Sordariomycetes; Hypocreales; Nectriaceae. The transcript has a single exon. Bases 1 to 990 code for a protein of 329 amino acids. The record is from RefSeq and is a predicted model, not a curated record.